This is a messenger RNA of Zingiber officinale, 3401 nucleotides long. RefSeq names its product plasma membrane ATPase-like. Lineage: Eukaryota; Viridiplantae; Streptophyta; Magnoliopsida; Zingiberales; Zingiberaceae. Gene Ontology annotation, molecular function: ATP binding; P-type proton-exporting transporter activity; ATP hydrolysis activity. The record is from RefSeq and is a predicted model, not a curated record. Gene Ontology annotation, biological process: regulation of intracellular pH; proton export across plasma membrane. The transcript has 12 exons. Gene Ontology annotation, cellular component: plasma membrane. The coding region runs from base 176 to 3124 and encodes 982 amino acids.
AACAAUAAAAACAAGAUUUCAUGUCUCCCCUAGACACAUAAAAAAUAAAAAAUUUGUAUAAUUAAUUAAUUAAUAUAGUUAUCUCCUCCUUCGCGAGCAGUUUCAUUUUCAAAGGGAAAAACAAAUCCAAAUCAAGGAAAAACAAAUCCGCAGAGUAGCCACGAUCGCCGAUCAGAUGGCGGCGGGAGGCGGCAUUGACUUGGAGCAGAUCAGGAAUGAGACCGUCGAUCUGGAGAGCAUUCCGGUGAAGGAGGUGUUUGCGCAAUUGAAGUGCAAUGAAAAGGGGCUCACGUCGGCGGAAGGGGAGCAGCGCCUGAAUAUUUUUGGGCCCAAUAAGCUCGAGGAGAAGAAGGAAAGCAAGGUUCUUAAAUUUUUAGGGUUCAUGUGGAAUCCGCUCUCAUGGGUGAUGGAGAUGGCUGCCAUUAUGGCGAUUGCUUUGGCUAAUGGAGGGGGUGAGGCGCCGGAUUGGCAAGAUUUUGUGGGGAUCACGGUGCUCCUCGUCAUCAACUCCACCAUCAGCUUCAUCGAGGAGAACAACGCCGGCAAUGCGGCGGCGGCGCUCAUGGCUGGCCUCGCUCCCAAAACCAAGGUGCUGAGGGAUGGCAGUUGGUCGGAGCAGGAGGCGGCCAUUCUCGUUCCCGGCGACAUCAUCAGCAUCAAGCUGGGAGACAUUGUCCCCGCCGACGCCAGGCUGCUGGAGGGCGACCCUCUUAAGAUCGACCAAUCCGCCCUCACCGGCGAGUCCCUCCCCGUGACCAAAAAUCCAGGGGACGAGGUGUUCUCCGGAUCCACCUGCAAGCAGGGAGAGAUCGAGGCCGUCGUCAUCGCCACUGGCGUCCACACCUUCUUCGGCAAGGCGGCCCACCUCGUCGACAGCACCAACAACGUCGGCCACUUCCAGAAAGUGCUCACCGCCAUCGGAAACUUCUGCAUCUGCUCCAUCGCCGUCGGCAUGGUCAUCGAGAUCAUCGUUAUGUACCCGGUCCAACACCGCCGGUACCGCGACGGCAUCGACAACCUCCUCGUCCUGCUCAUCGGCGGCAUCCCCAUCGCCAUGCCCACCGUGCUGUCCGUCACCAUGGCCAUCGGGUCCCACCGGCUGUCGGAGCAGGGGGCCAUCACCAAGCGAAUGACUGCCAUCGAGGAGAUGGCCGGCAUGGACGUGCUUUGCAGCGACAAGACGGGGACGCUCACGCUCAACAAGCUCACAGUCGACAAAAGCUUAAUCGAGGUGUUUUCGAACGGCGUGGAUAAGGAAAUGGUUGUCCUGUAUGCUGCUAGGGCUUCGAGGGUGGAGAACCAGGACGCCAUUGAUGCUUCCAUUGUCAACAUGUUGGGUGACCCCAAGGAGGCGCGUGCAGGAAUCAAAGAGAUCCACUUCCUGCCUUUUAAUCCGGUCGACAAGCGCACUGCAAUCACCUACAUCGAUUCCGAUGGGAGAUGGCACAGAUCGAGCAAGGGAGCGCCUGAGCAGAUCAUUGACCUUUGCAAGAUGAACGACGAAUCGAGCAAGAAGGUCCACCAGGCGAUCGACGGUUAUGCUGAUCGUGGCCUUCGAUCACUCGGCGUCGCCAGGCAGGAGGUCCCCGAAGGCAACAAGGAGAGCGCCGGCGGGCCGUGGCAAUUCAUGGGUCUCUUGCCUCUCUUCGAUCCCCCCAGGCACGACAGUGCCGAGACCAUCCGUCGCGCCCUCCACCUCGGCGUCAACGUCAAGAUGAUCACCGGCGACCAGCUCGCCAUCGGGAAAGAAACCGGUCGCAGGCUCGGCAUGGGCACCAACAUGUACCCCUCUUCCGCCCUUCUCGGCGACAAGCACAGCGGCGGCGAACUCAGCGGGCUCAACGUGGACGACCUCAUCGAGAAGGCCGAUGGAUUCGCCGGAGUCUUCCCCGAGCACAAGUACGAGAUCGUGAAGAGGCUACAAGACCGGAAGCACAUCUGCGGCAUGACCGGCGACGGCGUGAACGACGCGCCGGCGCUGAAGAAGGCCGACAUCGGGAUCGCGGUGGCGGAUGCGACGGACGCCGCCAGGGGCGCCUCCGACAUCGUGCUAACUGAGCCUGGCUUGAGCGUGAUCGUGAGCGCGGUGCUGACCAGCCGCGCCAUCUUCCAGCGGAUGAAGAACUACACCAUCUACGCCGUGUCCAUCACCAUCCGCAUCGUCCUCGGCUUCCUCCUCAUCGCCCUCAUCUGGCGCUUCGACUUCUCCCCCUUCAUGGUCCUCAUCAUCGCCAUCCUCAACGACGGCACCAUCAUGACCAUCUCCAAGGACAGGGUCAAGCCCUCCCCCUUGCCUGACUCAUGGAAGCUCGGCGAAAUCUUCGCCACCGGCGUCGUCCUCGGCACCUACCAAGCCAUAAUGACCGUAGUCUUCUUCUACCUCGCCCACGAUACAGACUUCUUCCCGGUGAGUACUCAACAGCAAAGCACACGCUCAAAAACUCGUAACCUGAUCCAUCGGCAUCCUGCGCGUGUCGAUCAAAAACAGGAAAAGUUCGGAGUGAGGCCGAUCAGAGACGUGCCCGACGAGAUGAUGGCGGCUCUGUAUCUCCAAGUCAGCAUCAUCAGCCAGGCGCUCAUCUUCGUCACCAGGUCCAGGAGCUGGUCCUUCGUGGAACGCCCUGGUCUCCUGCUCCUCGCCGCCUUCCUCGCCGCCCAACUAGUUGCGACUCUGAUCGCGGUGUACGCGUCGUGGGAGUUCGCUAGGAUCCAAGGCAUGGGUUGGGGGUGGGCGGCGGUCAUCUGGGUCUACAGCUUGAUCACCUUCAUCCCCCAAGACGUCCUCAAGUUCAUCAUCCGGUACGCCCUCAGCGGCAGGGCCUGGGGCAACCUGCUCGACAACAAGACCGCAUUCACCAGCAAGAAAGAUUACGGGAGGGAAGAGAGGGAGGCUCAGUGGGCGACGGCACAGCGCACCCUGCACGGCCUCCAGCCGGCCGACACCUCCGAGCUCUUCAACGACAAGAGCAGCUACCGGGAGCUGUCAGAGAUCGCCGAGCAGGCCAAGCGGCGUGCCGAGAUCGCCCGGAUGAGGGAGCUGCACACGCUGAAAGGGCACGUUGACUCCGUGGUGAAGCUGAAGGGGCUGGAUAUUGACAACAUGCAGCAACACUACACUGUCUGAGAGAUGAGACUUGAUUGCCUAGAGCUGCAGUGAGAGAUUUGGGUUGCUUGCUGCUGGGAAGGGACUAGGGAGCAUGUGGUGGGAACGGAGUGAUACAUUAUAUAUGGAUAAUUAUUAAGAUAUAUGCACCAUCAAUUUUUAGGACAACUCAAGACUCAAUAUAUGUAUUUUACUGGAGUUUUUUUUUUCCUACCAUUGGAAAUAGGUAAAAAAAUGCUUCAGAUGUAGAGUUCUUGGGUGGUGUCUUUUGAAUUGGAUUAAUUGAUUUGAGAACUAA